Molecule: messenger RNA, 1422 nt
Organism: Trichechus manatus latirostris (Florida manatee)
Lineage: Eukaryota; Metazoa; Chordata; Mammalia; Sirenia; Trichechidae
Product: protocadherin beta-4
Exons: 1
Biological process (GO): homophilic cell-cell adhesion
Cellular component (GO): plasma membrane
Molecular function (GO): calcium ion binding
Source: RefSeq, a predicted model, not a curated record
GUCUUUUUGUGUUUACUGAAAAGGAUUGGCUGUUUGCACCCGGACUGCAAAAUGGAGGCUCUAGAGAGAAUUCAACCAAACAGGCAAGUGGUAGCCUUUAUUUUGAUGGUAUUCUUUUCUCAAGCUCGCUCUGAGCGCAUUCGUUAUUCUGUGCGGGAGGAAACAGAGAACGGCUCCUUUAUAGGCCAUCUGGCCAAAGACCUGGGCCUGGGAACUGGGGAAUUGGCCGCCCGGUCGGCCCGGGUGGUCUCUGACGAUGACAAGCAGCGUUUGCAGCUGGACUGUCAGACUGGAGAUUUACUUCUGACGGAGAAACUAGACCGGGAAGAGCUAUGUGGCCCCACUGAACUGUGUAUACUGCACUUUCAAGUGUUCCUGGAAACACCAGUGCAAUUUUUUCAAGGAGAAUUAUUGAUCCAGGACAUAAAUGACCACUCUCCAAUAUUCUCUGAUAAGGAAAUGCUCUUGAACAUACCAGAAAACAGUCAGCCAGGGACUCUAUUUCCAUUGAAAUCAGCUCAGGAUUUGGAUGUGGGCAGCAAUGGUCUUCAAAAAUACACUAUCAGUCCCAAUUCUCAUUUUCACGUUCUCACUCGAAAUCACAGUGAGGGCAAGAAAUACCCAGAUUUGGUGCAGGACAAAGCGUUGGAUAGAGAGGAGCAGCAUGAAUUCAGUUUCACCCUCAUGGCGCUGGAUGGUGGGUCUCCACCAAGGUCUGGGACAGUCAUGGUCCGAAUCCUGAUCAUGGAUGUCAAUGAUAAUGCUCCUGAGUUUGUGCACACACCAUAUGAGGUGCAGAUCCUGGAAAACAGCCCACUGGACUUCCCAAUAGUCAGAGUCUUGGCUAGGGACGCAGAUGCUGGAAACUUUGGAAGUGUUUCCUACAACUUGUUCCAAGCAUCAGAUGAAAUUAAACAAACCUUCUCAAUAAAUGAAGUCACAGGAGAAAUGCGACUGGCGAAGAAAUUGGAUUUUGAGAAAAUUAACUCUUAUCAUGUGGAAAUUGAGGCUACAGAUGGAGGGGGCCUUUCUGGUAAGGGCACUGUAGACAUACAGGUGGUGGAUGUGAACGACAAUGCCCCGGAGCUGACUAUAUCUUCACUUACCAGCUCCAUCCCUGAGAACGCUCCGGAGACUGCAGUCUGUAUCUUCCGAAUUCGAGACAGAGAUUCCGGAGACAAUGGAAAGAUGAUUUGCUCUAUUCCAGAUCACUUGCCAUUCAUUCUAAAACCAACUUUCAAGAACUUCUACACCUUGUUAACAGAGAGGCCGUUGGACAGAGAGGAAACAGCUGAGUACAACAUCACCAUCACCGUCACUGACUUGGGAUCACCCAGGCUGAAAACCGAGCGCAAGAUAACCGUACUGGUCUCCGACGUCAAUGAUAACCCACCUACUUUCACACAAACCUUCUACACCCUG